UACUCGCCGAUCGAUCGCCGCCCGGCAUUCGCAAAAAUUAGUGCCGCCGCCGCGGCCGAUGGUUAUUGGGAAUGCCGAUGGGGAGUUUGUUUCGUCUACCAUUACGCCUCGAAAAUUGGUACCGAGCGAUGGUAACUAUUGUGAAUUUGCAAUUUCUGACCGAGGAGGCGGCUAAGAAUCGGAUGAUCGAUGGAUUUUUCAGGGCGAUCGGUUUGAUUAUGGAAUUACAGUUUGGAAUUGCUUUGAAUUGUUGAGAGGUGUAGCGAGGCUAUGGGAGAUGAGUUAUCUGCUAAUUCCUAUUCCAUAUUUUCUGGACUUAGUUUAGCGUAAUUAUGGAGAGUCCAUUGAAAGAACACUUGAUUCCAUUACCAGUAAUAGAAGAUUGUGCAUUAUGAACGUUCAUGGUGAAAAAUGUUAUAAGAGUAAAAAACUCUGUUAGAGUCAGGCUCUCUCACCAUUUCUUUACUGGGAAAGAGAAAGCAAUGAUGCAGCAGGCAAUGUCUUCUCCCAAAUGAGGUCACCUCCUAAGACUUCCCCACUUCGUGUAAUACUUAAUACCCUUUUUAAAAGCUUCAGUGGCCAUUAGCCUUCCAUAGCUGCUGCGCUCAAAUCAAGGAAAUGGCUCAACAGGAAGAGGGGUGGCCAUUGGGGCUGAAUCUGAGAGCUGGAAUGGUGAGGAAUCGUGACCCCAAUGGCUCAAUCUCGUUCAACACUCUACUCACUGGUUCUAUUUCUUCCUCGGAUUCGUCUUCUGAUCUUGACACUGAGUCGACGGGCUCAUUCUUCCACGACAAGAGCAUUACCUUAGGGAGCCUUAUCGGCGUCUCAAGCCUUCUCGAACUGUCUCGAAGAUCAGGAAGAGGACGAGCAUCCGAGCCCGCAAGAACCAAGAAGAGCUACAAGACGAAACCGUGGUUCUUGUCAUUGUGCUCGAGGCUAACCACCGAUGCCGUGAGCAUCAACACCGCCGCCCCGUCUCUCGGUCACUUCCUCGAAGCAGAAAGAAGAGCUGCCGAAAGUUGCAGAAGAAGCCCGACCCCGAACACUUAUGGCCCCGAUGAUUUCUCCCGCCCGAAUUCUUCUAAUUCGUUGUUCGUUGCAGGUCAGGUUGCUCCUCCUCAUACAGCGGCGGCACCACCACCUUCUCCUCCUCCCGACACCACCGGAGAAAUGGUUCUAAGUAGGGACUUGCUUAUACAUGAGAAUGGUGAUGACCCUCCAUUGAUCCUCUCAUGUUUGUGUGGAAAUCUCACUUAUUGA
This is a messenger RNA of Andrographis paniculata, 1260 nucleotides long. RefSeq lists its product as uncharacterized. The coding region runs from base 619 to 1260 and encodes 213 amino acids. NCBI's taxonomy places the organism in Eukaryota, Viridiplantae, Streptophyta, Magnoliopsida, Lamiales, Acanthaceae. The transcript is spliced from 5 exons. The record is from RefSeq and is a predicted model, not a curated record.